Messenger RNA from Camellia sinensis, 1497 nucleotides. The record is from RefSeq and is a predicted model, not a curated record. NCBI's taxonomy places the organism in Eukaryota, Viridiplantae, Streptophyta, Magnoliopsida, Ericales, Theaceae.
AUGCAACGUCGUAAUAGAAGGUCACCUCAGUACAUUGAUGGGGUGAGGGAAUUUAUCUUGUUUGCUCGUGAUCAUAUGAAACCAGGGGCAGAUAAGAUUUGGUGGGUGUAUCAUGGGGAAGGUUUUGAGUUGAAUGAUAAUGAUGACUCACAAAAUGAAAAUGACGAAUAUCUCGACAAUGUGACAGAGAAAUCAAAUAGUCCCAAUACUGAGGUGCGAGAAGUUAUUCAUGACAUACGAAGUGGAACAACCACAUUUGGUUAUGUGGGAGAAGCAUCUAGUAGUCGUAAUCCUGACUUACCAAGUAGUUGUGGUGGAGAAACAAAUAAAUUUGCAAGAUUAAUGAGGGAUGCGGAGCAAGAUUUGUAUCCGGAUUGCCAACGAUUCUCCAAACUAUCAUUCAUGGUUAAGUUGCUACAUCUAAAGAUAUUUAAUAGAUGGAGUAACAAAUCACUCACGAUGUUGCUGGAAUUGUUGAAGGAGGCACUUCCCAUUGGUGAAACGCUUCCAUGCUCUUACAAUGAGGCUAAACAAAUAAUUCAAGAUUUGGGCCUCGACUAUCAAAAAAUACAUGUAUGCAAGAACGAUUGUGCACUUUUUUGGAAGGAGUAUGAAAAUGAAGAUGAGUGUCCUACUUGUAAAGCGCCAAGAUACAAAGUUCGUAAAGGUAAAGGUAAAGGUAAAAAGAUCCCUCACGAGGUUCUGCGAUACUUUCCUUUAAAACCAAGGCUACAAAGGCUAUUCAUAUCAAGGAAGACGGCUACUGAUAUGAAGUGGCACAGGGAUAAACGUGUAGAGGAGGAAAAUGUAUUGCGUCAUCUGGCUGAUUUUGAAGCAUGGAAAGACUUUGACAAAAAGCAUGAGUCUUUCGCCAAAGAUCCGCGUAACGUUAGGCCCGGACUAGCUAGCGAUGGUUUUAACCCGUUUGGAAACAUGAGUAACUCAUAUAGCAUAUGGACGAUUUUUCUUGUCCCAUACAAUUUACCACCAUGGAAAUGUAUGAAGGAUCCAUUUUUUAUGAUGCCUUUGCUUAUUCCUGGGCGUAGGGCUCCCGGGUUUGACAUUGAUGUGUUUUUACGGCCAUUGAUAGAUGAGUUAAAGGAGUUAUGGGAGGUAGGGGUAGAAACAUACGAUGCAUCAAAUGGCCAAAGUUUUCAAUUACGUGCCGCAUUGUUAUGGACCAUCAACGAUUUCCCUGCAUAUGGUAACUUAUCCGGUUGGAGCACCAAAGGGAAAUUGGCUUGUCCUUCAUGUAAUGAGGAUGCAUCUCACCAAUACUUGCAUCAUUGGAAGAAAACUUGUUACACGGGACAUCGUCAUUUUUUGCCGCAUAAUCACGUUUUACGAAAAAGCAAGGCAUUCAAUGGUGAGCCAGAGCAUAGAUCGAAACCCAAGUUGUUGUCUGGGGAGGAGGUUUUGGGACAAUUGGAGCAUCUUGACUCGACAAUAUUUGGGAGGAUAGAUGAACGUGGGAAGAAGCGAAAACGUUCUCCUUAA